GGUCUUGCAACAUUGGAAGUGUGGCCAGUCAAACUUUCAGAUGUCAUCAAAAAAAAAAUCUUGUAUUUUUAAUUUAAUAAAAUUAAACGUAAUAUUUAUACAUUUACGGAGCUGUAACAGGAUAUGGUCUACUUAAAUUAAUGUUGUGCUGUAUGAUUAUUGUUUGUUGCGUCUGUGUAUGAGAAAACUGUAACCGUAACUUUACCGAUUUUCUGACGUUACUACUGUCAACUGUCAAACUACACGCUUGGCAGCCAUCUUUAAUAUCGAAAUCUGUCGGUAUUGUUGAUUGUGUAUUAAUUAAAUUAUUAGACCUUCUAGUGAAUAUUUGACAUCCAUAUUCAUUAUUUUGUUAAUCAAAUAACUUUAUAAUUCAAUAUGUAUCCCUAAACAGAUCAGCAUUGGAGUGUAUGUGACAGUUUUGUGUCCCAUUGAACUUCUUUUUUUACUGUGCAAAAUUUCGGCAUAACUCCGUAAGAAGCCGUUAUUGAAGCUUAAAUAAACGUUAAUAAUGUCUAACGUGAGCUAUGAUCUGGAUACGUCAGGCGGUCUUAUGCCGCUUAUAAAGGCGUUGAUUAAGCCGCCGGACGAGGAGGUGAAUAACCAGAAGAGCAAGAAACCCCAGCAUCCUUAUUACAAGAGGCCUGGUAAAGGUCAUAACCGCGAUUCCUGUGAUGCAUGCGGUGAAGGCGGGGACCUCAUCUGUUGCGACCGCUGUCCGGCUAGUUUCCAUCUUGGUUGCUAUGACCCGCCCCUGGACGAGAACGACAUCCCGGCCGGGCUGUGGCUGUGCCGCGAGUGCCAGGGCGCGGACGCCGAGCAGCCGCCCUCCGCGCGCGGCAGCCGCGCCGUCUCGCCCGCCGACAGCAAGGACUCCGACAAGAAGACCAGGUCCCUUCGCAACCGUUCCAACUCCACUAAGAAGACUGAAGAAGAUGACAAAGACAAGGACAAGGAUACCAAGGAGAAAGAGAAGGAAGACAAAGAGCUCACCCCUAUGGAGAUCCUUGUGAAGGCAGCCAAAGUGAUGAACCCGCGCCAGUUCGAGUUGCCCAGGGAGAUGCGAGUGCCUUGUCCCUUCCCUGGGACUGAAAAAGGUAAGACAAGGACGGAUAGAGCUGAGAGAGAGAAAAUAGCUGACUCUGAUGAUCCUCGUGAAGGCAGCCAAAGUGAUGAACCCGCGCCAGUUCGAGUUGCCCAGGGAGAUGCGAGUGCCUUGUCCCUUCCCUGGGACUGCCGCGCCAGUUCGAGUUGCCCAGGGAGAUGCGAGUGCCUUGUCCCUUCCCUGGGACUGAAAAAGGUAAGACAAGGACGGGUAGAGCUGAGAGAGAGAAAACAGCCGACUCUGAUGAUCCUCGUGAAGGCAGCCAAAGUGAUGAACCCGCGCCAGUUCGAGUUGCCCAGGGAGAUGCGAGUGCCUUGUCCCUUCCCUGGGACUGAAAAAGAAAACGGCAAUAGCAACGGCAAGAACGGGAACGGCCUAGUGACCGUGGAUGCUUGGGGUUGCGUGCCUCUACCGGCUAAGUCCUGCUUCGUCUGCCGCGGCACUUGCAAGAUGGCUCCGCUGUUGGCUUGCGACUAUUGCCCUCUGCUGUUCCAUCAGGAUUGCCUGGACCCGCCGCUGACGGCCUUGCCGACCGGCCGUUGGAUGUGCCCAAAUCACGUGGAGCAAUAUAUUGACUGGAAGCUGGUGAACUCGGUGUCGGCGUCGGAGCGCGUGGCGCUGUGGGAGCGCUUCGCGGCGCCGCCCGACCAGCACGCCAUCAAGCUGGACUUCAUCCGCCGCGCCCGGGCGACCCGCCCGCCCUUCCGGGUAAAGGUGCCAGUAGGUGUCCGCGGGCGCGUGGUGGUGCCGGGGAUGGUCCGCCAGCACUACGCGGAGCCGCCGCCGCUGCAGCCCAGCCGCCGCGAGUAUGUGCGCUGCAGGAAUGUACUGAAAAACCUGCAAGCCACCAGCGACUAUGAAGCGUCAGACGAAGACGAGGAUGCCCCCAAACACACCAUCUGCUUGAACCUGUCCUGCAGCAAGCACAACGCGGGGCCCCAACCGCGGCCCGCGGACCUCAAGGGGGCCAGCGAGGAGGACGCCGCUGAUGACCUCAAGGCUAUCACACAGCCUAAGCACAACGCGGGGCCCCAACCGCGGCCCGCGGACCUCAAGGGGGCCAGCGAGGAGGACGCCGCUGAUGACCUCAAGGCUAUCACACAGCCUAAGCAAGCACAACGCGGGGCCCCAACCGCGGCCCGCGGACCUCAAGGGGGUAACUUGAACCUGUCCUGCAGCAAGCACAACGCGGGGCCCCAACCGCGGCCCGCGGACCUCAAGGGGGCCAGCGAGGAGGACGCCGCUGAUGACCUCAAGGCUAUCACACAGCCUAAGGAGGAAGCCGCCUCAUCAGAGAGCGACGAGUCCGAGUCGGACGUGGAGUACGACUACCCCGUGAAGCGGCGCCGCGCGGCCCCCGGCGGGGCGGACGCGCUGCGGGCCGCAGUUGAUGACCAGCUCAAGAAGCUGGACCAGAACCUGGUCAAGCUGUUGGCUUGGCAGAGGUUACAGCAGAUCCUCGUGGGCGAGCAGUGCCACGGGCCGUGGGCGCGCCUGCCGCUGUCGGCGGAGGCCGAGGCGCGCGUGCAGGCCGCCGUGCCGCGCGCGCGCCUCGCCCGGCACGGCUUCCAGCACGUGGCGCUGCCCUCCGAGCUGCUGUCCCGCGCGGAGCGGGAGCGGAUAGCGAGGGCGGUGUGGGGCGCCGCGCCGCCGCCGCGGGUGCUCGAGGCGCCCGAGGGGCCCGCUGAGGCCGUGUUGAAGGCUGCGGCGUGCCCUGUACUACGACCGAGCAGGCUGCGGCGUGCCCUGUCCUACGACCGAGCAGGUGAGCACGGCUUCCAGCACGUGGCGCUGCCCUCCGAGCUGCUGUCCCGCGCGGAGCGGGAGCGGAUAGCGAGGGCGGUGUGGGGCGCCGCGCCGCCGCCGCGGGUGCUCGAGGCGCCCGAGGGGCCCGCUGAGGCCGUGUUGAAGGCUGCGCACGUGGCGCUGCCCUCCGAGCUGCUGUCCCGCGCGGAGCGGGAGCGGAUAGCGAGGGCGGUGUGGGGCGCCGCGCCGCCGCCGCGGGUGCUCGAGGCGCCCGAGGGGCCCGCUGAGGCCGUGUUGAAGGCUGCGGCGUGCCCUCACGUGGCGCUGCCCUCCGAGCUGCUGUCCCGCGCGGAGCGGGAGCGGAUAGCGAGGGCGGUGUGGGGCGCCGCGCCGCCGCCGCAGGUGGUCGAGGCGCCCGAGGGGCCCGCUGAGGCCGUGUUGAAGGCUGCGGCGUGCCCUCACGUGGCGCUGCCCUCCGAGCUGCUGUCCCGCGCGGAGCGGGAGCGGAUAGCGAGGGCGGUGUGGGGCGCCGCGCCGCCGCCGCAGGUGGUCGAGGCGCCCGAGGGGCCCGCUGAGGCCGUGUUGAAGGCUGCGGCGUGCCCUCACGUGGCGCUGCCCUCCGAGCUGCUGUCCCGCGCGGAGCGGGAGCGGAUAGCGAGGGCGGUGUGGGGCGCCGCGCCGCCGCCGCAGGUGGUCGAGGCGCCCGAGGGGCCCGCUGAGGCCGUGUUGAAGGCUGCGGCGUGCCCUCACGUGGCGCUGCCCUCCGAGCUGCUGUCCCGCGCGGAGCGGGAGCGGAUAGCGAGGGCGGUGUGGGGCGCCGCGCCGCCGCCGCAGGUGGUCGAGGCGCCCGAGGGGCCCGCUGAGGCCGUGUUGAAGGCUGCGGCGUGCCCUCACGUGGCGCUGCCCUCCGAGCUGCUGUCCCGCGCGGAGCGGGAGCGGAUAGCGAGGGCGGUGUGGGGCGCCGCGCCGCCGCCGCGGGUGCUCGAGGCGCCCGAGGGGCCCGCUGAGGCCGUGUUGAAGGCUGCGCACGUGGCGCUGCCCUCCGAGCUGCUGUCCCGCGCGGAGCGGGAGCGGAUAGCGAGGGCGGUGUGGGGCGCCGCGCCGCCGCCGCGGGUGCUCGAGGCGCCCGAGGGGCCCGCUGAGGCCGUGUUGAAGGCUGCGCACGUGGCGCUGCCCUCCGAGCUGCUGUCCCGCGCGGAGCGGGAGCGGAUAGCGAGGGCGGUGUGGGGCGCCGCGCCGCCGCCGCGGGUGCUCGAGGCGCCCGAGGGGCCCGCUGAGGCCGUGUUGAAGGCUGCGCACGUGGCGCUGCCCUCCGAGCUGCUGUCCCGCGCGGAGCGGGAGCGGAUAGCGAGGGCGGUGUGGGGCGCCGCGCCGCCGCCGCGGGUGGUCGAGGCGCCCGAGGGGCCCGCUGAGGCCGUGUUGAAGGCUGCGGCGUGCCCUGUACUACGACCGAGCAGGCUGCGGCGUGCCCUGUACUACGACCGAGCAGGUAAGCACGGCUUCCAGCACGUGGCGCUGCCCUCCGAGCUGCUGUCCCGCGCGGAGCGGGAGCGGAUAGCGAGGGCGGUGUGGGGCGCCGCGCCGCCGCCGCAGGUGGUCGAGGCGCCCGAGGGGCCCGCUGAGGCCGUGUUGAAGGCUGCGGCGUGCCCUGUACUACGACCGAGCAGGUCGGGGCUAGGAGACGGUCUAGGCCGACCAAUACCCAUGCGGCUGUCUCGCCUCACCUUUGGUGCUGACUCGAGCUGCGACGUCGUGCUGGACCCGACGCAGUGUCGUUAUGUGUCACGGCUACACGCCAUCAUAUUCUAUGACGAGGUGACUCGACACUUUGAGCUUAUUAAUUACUCAGAAUGGGGCUCCCGAGUAGACGGAGUGUUAUAUGCCAUGGAUGUCUCCGAGCGAGAGGCCCCAGUGGUGGACGACGAGGGUGAAGCCCGAGCGAAGGCCGUCAGGGAUGUCGUGAGACACCGGAUGCAGUCAGGGACUGCCAGAGUCGCCGGCGCGGCGCCGCCGCCGUGCCGCUGCGGCGCGCCGCGCGGGGGCGGCGCCGCGUGGGAGGGCUCGGCGCUCGUGGCGCACGGCGCGCUGCUGCAGCUCGGCUGUCUCAUGUACGUCUUCAGCGUGGCGCAGCCCCGCCCCGACUCCUACGAGACCGACAACGACCAUCCCGCGAUAUAGGCUUGCACUUGCGACGAUAACUCGCAUACUUAUGAGGACUCAAAAACAUUAUAAUAAGUCUGGAUGUGACAUGUUGACGAAGAAAUUUUAAAUGAAAAAGAAUAUUGUACUCAAAGUGGAAUAUGCUAAAUUGGCAUUUACAACUUUGUAUUAAUAGUAUAUUGUGCAACGAGGGGGGGCAACUGAAAUUUUUGAUAAAAGGGUGGUAAUAAAUGUGAAAUUACCAGAGUUUGCAAUAUUCUUUACAUACAAUGUUUUUCAUCACACUUGCGAAGAAAAAACUAAAUUAUAAGCGGAAUAAUUAUUAAAUACGGUGACAUAGCCAACAUUCGUCCGCCAUUUUGUAAUUUCUUGACAGGUUAGACAUCGAGACACAGACCUAUUCGGCAUUCAGCCACGAUUGAAAAUUGUGUAAAAAUAUUUUAAACGGCUGUUAAAUUAAAUAUUUUGAAACAUAAACAAAAACAUUAAAUUAUAAACGUCAGUAUUUUAAAAGUAAAACUCAUUUAUGCUACUUGGUUUGUAUGAAUAAGUGACAUAAU
Messenger RNA from Cydia pomonella (codling moth), 5571 nucleotides. RefSeq lists its product as uncharacterized. The transcript has 29 exons. Gene Ontology annotation, cellular component: nucleus; Sin3-type complex. Gene Ontology annotation, biological process: negative regulation of transcription by RNA polymerase II. Gene Ontology annotation, molecular function: transcription corepressor activity; protein binding. The record is from RefSeq and is a predicted model, not a curated record. The coding region runs from base 512 to 5029 and encodes 1505 amino acids. Lineage: Eukaryota; Metazoa; Arthropoda; Insecta; Lepidoptera; Tortricidae.